GAUGGACACAACUGUGAAGAUGAAAACCCAAACUUUUCAUUCUGAUAAGAAAAGACACAUUUGCUGUUACUCUUUUAUAGAUCAUUGCGUGAUGGAGAUUAAAUCCUCACACUAAUCUCAUCUUUCGAAACUGGAUUGUUUACUACGUUUGCCACAGACCGUGUAAUGGCAUUUGCGGGCCCGGCCGACGUCAUUAGUCACAGUUGCCAGCAGCAAAAUCUGUGCGGACGGCUGCGCAGCCGCCCUGCGCAUCCGUCGUCCGAGGUGGACAGCGCAGCCAUUUCUUUGCCCCUCGUGAAGGGAAAAACACACAGCGAGGUGGCGUCUGUCCAUCACGCAGGUAACUAACCCGGCGCUCGGGGCGCCAUGACGUUGGCGGCACACGCCGAGGCUGAACACCACCGCCGAGCGAGACCCACGAGCUGCAAACUUUCUCCCGACUCGACGCCUGCGCAGACAAAACGGGCUCCACCGCGCCGUUCGUGUCGGUGUCGGCCAUGGAGGGGAACCUGCGAGGAGGAGGCUGCUGCAGCGACGUCGCGACGAUGCACGUGAAGACCGAAGCGGUCGACGAGACAUCUGCGCUGGGUUUGGGCAGUCGAGAGUCGCCUGCGCCCUGCGGAGACACCGCAUGCAGGGGAGGGGGAGGGGAUCAGACUGCAGAGCAGCUGGCUGACGCCACAGCGACUCCCGUGCUGCUGUAUCCCGUGAGCACAGACCGCUUCUUCACCACAUCAGGGGAUGGAAAGACGUACCUGAAGAUAGCUCCAGCUUCAACGAUGCCAGCAGCUCCCUCAGAGAAGACGCUCCCCUCCGGUUCCGAUUUCUCCUCCAAAGCCGUGUUGUGUCUGAUAGAGGCCGUUGGGCGGCGCUGGGGUCUGUACGAGACCCGGGAGCGCUCGCAGCUCUUCCAGAGCGUCCAGGAGGAGAUGGCCUCCAAGGGUCACGUGCUUCCUGUUGAGAAGAUCCGCCGCAAGUGGAACAACCUCAUCGUCACAUACAAGAGGGUUAAGGACCGCAGCCGGGAGACGGGACAUGCCAAAACGUCCUGGGAGUUCUUCGAUUUGAUGGACGCAACACUCUGUGACACCGUUGGCACUCAGAUCGUCAGCAACAAGAGACACAAGGUUUCCGCCCUGCCUGGUCCUUUGGCAAAGAUCGCCGCAAAACCGCAGUUCCCGCACCCCACCACCACCAUCCGCCCUAACGGGGACUUUGCUUCAACUGGUGGGGUGGACUCGGUGGGCUUCGGGGCCCCCGGCAUUCAAAUCAUCAGCAGCGCUGCUGCCGUUAGCUCAAUGACUACAGCGACCGCAAGCCCAACGAAUGCUCCGGAGCUCAAGCCCCUGAUCGUGCUCAACAGCGACAUUGUUGCAACCAGUAUUCACCCAGCCACCAUUGUGCCAUCUCCGUCUUUCAUCUCCUCGCCUUGUUUCACGGAGACGGCUUCUACUCCCCCUUCCCUUGGCCUGACGGGCAACGCUGACCUCAGUGCGUCGCGCUACGCAGGCCGCAAAGAGCCGGCGUUCUCGCCAGGCGUCGUGCCCUUUCGCCUCAACAGGGCGCCGCUGAGCCACAACCGCAAUGUCCUCGGCCUCUCCUCCUCUUUCCCGCCGGCUUCCUCCUCGCUCACCUCCUCCACUUCCACCUCAUUAUCUGCCACGGCGCCGCAGGGAAGCGAAGGACAGAGCCGGGGAGGGAGCGAGGAGCGAACCAGCGUCGCGUUGUUCCAGGAGGUCCUGAAGCGGCAGGAGGAACAAGCCUACAUGGAUCGGGUGGCCCGCCGCCGGGUGGAGGCCAGAGAGAAGCGGCGCGAGAGGAGGGAGGUGCGGAUGUCGGAGUCCCUCGGCAGGAUAGCCACGGCCCUGGAGCUGCUCUCCUCCAAACAGGACACAGUCAUCGCCCUCCUGCAGAGACUGGCUGAGCGGAAGUGAUGGAGCUCUGCAUCUUUGAGCUCAUUCAAACUUCUUCACCUCCUAACAUGUAGCGACCCGGUUCGCCUGACUUCUAUAAUGCUACUGAAAAGGGGUUCACUCUCCUGAUCACAGUUUCAAAGACAUUUUUAUAAAAUGCACAUGCGCUGCUCACUUUUCUACAUGAAGUGAAAUGGGGUGCUUUUGUAACAUGCUUUAUAUUUUAGUGUGUUACAGUUUUCUCUACUAACAUCAAAUAAAAACCACCUCCUUGACCAUUCA
Cyclopterus lumpus (lumpfish) is the source of this 2195-nucleotide messenger RNA. RefSeq lists its product as uncharacterized. The record is from RefSeq and is a predicted model, not a curated record. The transcript has 4 exons. The coding region runs from base 498 to 1934 and encodes 478 amino acids. Lineage: Eukaryota; Metazoa; Chordata; Actinopteri; Perciformes; Cyclopteridae.